Molecule: messenger RNA, 1785 nt
Organism: Prorocentrum cordatum
Lineage: Eukaryota; Dinophyceae; Prorocentrales; Prorocentraceae
Source: the annotation of a GenBank genome assembly
AUGUCCAUCGGGUUCAGGUUCGUCUUCGGGCCACCGCGGCAAGAUACGAAGCUUCGGCUAGCCAAGCAGAGCUCACCUCAGACUUGGGCCAAGGCCGCGGGCAACGCUGUGGCAGGCGGCACCGCGGAGGACGCGGGCGAAGGGCGACUCGCCUUGUGGUUGUUCAUGGAUUGGCUCGCGAGGCGCCGCUGGCCGUGGGGCGGCGGGGCGCGGCCGCGGGCGGAGGCGGAGGCGGUGCUCUCGGGCCGCUCCAGCCGGACAGGGAUCCCGCCGGCGCAGCUGCGAGCGAGGCCGCGGCCGCCCUGUGGACCGCCAGCCUCGACGGGCUCGGCCUGGGCAGCUCCUGGAGCUCCUCGGCCCGGCUCAGCGCCGAGUGGCCGAAGGCGGAGCGCCCUGCCGCGUCCCGGCGCGGCUGCGAGGAGCUGCGCGCCGCGCUGCUGGCGCGGAGCGCGCGGCUGCGGGAAGCGGAGGCGGAGGCUGAGGAGCAGGCAUCCCGAGGGCACGCGGAGCUGUCCCAGCUGGAGUCCGAGGUGCGGGAGGAGCGCGCGCAGACUCAGCUGCUCCGCGGGCUGCUCGCGCGCGCCCGCGCCGACGCCAGCGCGGCGUCGGCCGCGCGGCUGGCGUCGCGGCGGGGUGAGGAGGAGGCGGAGUCCGCCAAGGCGGAGCUGGAGGAGCGGAGGGCCGUGCUGCGGGCGCUGCACGGCGAGCUGGCCGCGAGGGCGCAACCCAGGGGCGGCGGCGAGGCCGUGCACGGCGCCGACGCCGCCCGCGAGCGCGAGCUGGGCGAGCUGGAGCUGGGGCGGCUGGGCGAGGAGAGCUGCAGGCGGCGCGCGGCGAGCUGACCAGGCUGCAGGACCCGUGCGAUGGCCAGGGUCCAGAGUCCAGGCAGCUCGCUGGCCCAGGCCCUGGCUUGCUGCCUGUGCCGGACCCCGCCCGGUGCCGUGGCGCGCCCACGGCGACCGCGACCAUGGCUGUGGCGGACGACUGCGACCAAGCAUGGGCGCGUGGCCCCUCCUCCCCUGGAGGGCCCGGGGCACGAGGCCCCCCGCUGGUGCUGCGCCCCGGAGCAGGCAAAUCUGCGGCUGGAAGGGCCUGGGCUGGAUGGCGAGGUGGUCGACGUGGGCCGCAGGACAAAGCCACUACGUGCUGGGCAGCGGCGCCGACUGCGACGUCCGCCUUGCGCACGGCGGCGUGGCUCCCAGGCACGCGAUGCUCGCGCACCACCGCAGCGGGCUCGCCUACCUGAUCGACCUCGGCUCCGGCAGAGGCACCUCCCUCGACGGGGAGCAGCUGCGGCCGCUCGCCCCCGCGCAGCUGCGCCGCGGCUGUCAGUUGGCCCUCGGGGCCGCCCCGGCGAUCGUGCUGAGCGGCGGCGAGCUCGCCUCGGUGCGCGACCUGCUGGCGGCCCACGCGGCCAGCGAGGACGCGGGCAGCAGCAGCGAGGCCGCGGACAGUCACGAGGAACGGCAGCCCGGCCACGGCCCUGGGGCGGCGGCGCGCGCGGGGGAGCGCCGUGCCAGCCCGCGAACCAGGCGGAACACCGCGCAGAACAGGAGCGCGGGCUCGCCCGGCGCCGGCCCGCCGCCCAGGAAGCGCCCCGCCCAGGAGGCGCCCCCCGCCGCCGAGGCGGACGCCGCCGCGGAGGGCCCCGGCCCCCGCGAGGGGCCACCGGGGGCGCUGUGCCCUCCGCUGAAGGUCCGACGCACCUCCGCGGCUGGCCGCCGCGUCUGGUUCCACGACGCCGUCGACGAGAUCGAGCCGGACGAGGGCAUCUACGGGAGGUGA